AUGCAGAAAAAAAAUCCAAAGGAGGAGUGUAAGGAUAUCAUGACCAGGGGUAGGAGAGCCAUUCUUGCUGAAGAUGAGGGUAGGUUGGUUGCUGAAAACCAAGAUGUUGUUGCUGAAAAAGAGAAGGAAGAAGAGAAGGAAGAUGAGGAUGAUCAAUUGAAUGAGGGACCAAUAAAUGAGAAGAGAGAAGAGGAGAAGAAGAGUAAGAGUGAGCGUGCCCGUGAGAAGAAAAAGGAGGCAGCUCCAGCUGAAGGGAGAAAGGUGCCAUAUCCACUGGACAUGCUAACCCGAAAGAGCAAGUAUAUACAUAGUGACACCAUUGUUAUGGAAGGAAACUGUAGUGCAGUGAUUCAACGCAUCCUUCAACCCAAGCACAAAGAUCCAGGCAGUGUCACCAUCCCUUGCUCUAUUGGUGCAGUUUUAGUUGGUAAGGCUCUUAUUGACUUAGGAGCUAGCAUUAAUUUGAUGUUGCUCUCCAUGUGUUGGAGAAUGGGAGAGCUAGAGAUAAUGCCAACACGAAUGACACUGCAGUUAGCAGACCACUCCAUCACCAGACCAUACGGAGUUAUAGAGGAUGUUUUGGUCUGA
This is a messenger RNA of Glycine soja, 588 nucleotides long. RefSeq lists its product as uncharacterized. The coding region runs from base 1 to 588 and encodes 195 amino acids. NCBI's taxonomy places the organism in Eukaryota, Viridiplantae, Streptophyta, Magnoliopsida, Fabales, Fabaceae. The transcript is spliced from 3 exons. The record is from RefSeq and is a predicted model, not a curated record.